CGUCACACAGGAACCAGUGGAAGAGAGCUUGACAAAUCAAGAUGGCGUCCCACGCUGGAGCAGGAAAGAGAUGUCAUAAAUAAAACUCAUUCGGAGAAGAGUUUAAUUUCGUGCCACCUCGACUAGACGUCGUUUGGAUUUUGAGAGGACAAGACGGAGCAGAUUCAGAGUCUCUAAAUGGCUGCGAGGAAGUCUGGAUCAGAUGCAUACAACAAUGGACCCAUUAGCUACCUUGAUGACGUCCCCUUCAAGGUCAAUGAAAAAUUCCGUUGCCCAGCCAAAGUGGGGCUGCCUGUCGGUUUCUGUCUGCCAGACUGCAGCUCUUUGCUCGUGGACACACAGUAUGACUUUUCUCUGGAGAGACGUAGUGUGCGCUGGGGGGUUGAACUGGCUGAGGCCAGAGCAGCAGAGGCCAGAGCAGAGGAGGCCGCAGCCAAGCAGGAGGCAGAGAGCAGGGAGUGUUUGGCAAAGGCCCAGGACAUUGAUGGUGGUGGAGGAAAGAGAGCCCGGUCUGCUGCAGAGGACCAGGACCUUCUACCACCGGCAUUGAACCCCGUCCUGGCGGGGCUGAGCCAUAACGCCAUCCUCACUCCACUGCCUGCCCCGAGCCUUGGCCCCAGGAAAACCCAGCCUAGCAUUCCCCAGCUGCACAGCCUCAACCUAGCUGACUUUGAGCGGGAAGAGGACCCCUUUGACAAGCUGGAGCUCAAAACCUUGGACGAUAAGGAAGAGCUCAGGAACAUCCUCCAGAGCCAGCCCCAACCUCAACCUACUCCUUCUGUAUCCCCACCAGAGGUCUCCCAGAGUGGGUCAGCAUCACGUGGAAACAGCCCGUCACCUCCCAGCACCAACACCAGCCUCACAGCUAAACCUGGCUUUACCCAUAAACCCAAUGGGUUGGUUGCCUUGCUGGACAUGGACAGAGUUGCUCACCCUGGAAGAACAGGGUUUGACACAGAUGAUCGACCCUGUAAUAUCCGAUCUCUCACUUUUCCUAAGCUCUCUGAUUCUGGUGACCCAGAACCAGUGAGGUACAGCCCAAUCCCUGCUCCCCGACAAAGCCUACCCAAUGGCAGCCCACCAACCAUACAGAAGACGCAAGUUAUUGUUGCCCCUGAGCCACCCAGCCACACCAAGAGUGGUGCACCAAAACUGGCCAAUCCAGGAUCAGGAUCUGCUGGUCUGCCGUGUGGCGGAGCCCUGCUCAGCAUGACCCCCAGUGAACGUCAGUGUGUGGAAACCCUUGUGGGCAUGGGCUACUCUUAUGAGGGUGUCCUACGUGCCAUGCAGAGACAAGGGCAGAACGUGGAGCAGGUACUGGACUAUCUGUUUGUCCAUGGACGUCUGUGUGAGCGGGGCUUUGAUGCAAGUGCAGUGGAGGAAUGUUUAGAGAUGUACCAGUGCUCAGAGGAAAAGGCCUUGCAGUUCCUUGAACUAAUGUCAAGAUUUGGCGAAAUGGGAUUUGAGCGGGAUGCCAUCAAAGAAGUGCUGCUGGUCCACAACAAUGAUCAGGACAAGGCUUUAGAGGACCUGAUGGCUCGGGCUGCAGCUAGCUGAGCCAAGCUAACCAGCCAACCAAAGCCCUGCCCAGGGCUUACCUCCCGCUACUACCCAACACAGCCCCUUUCUUUCUGCCUACCCUGUCACACCAUGCCCUGCCCUUGCCUUGGCUGUGGAAGGGACAGCUGGGAGACCGUUGUAUUUCUCUCUGUGCUAAAACGUAUUGUGUCUCAGCACUUCUUAAAGACUGUGUGCCUAGAGUGGAGGGGGUCAAAGUGUAACCAUACUUCAUGGUGGUGUUCUUUUCCAACAAAUUCUGGGGUUUGGUUCCAGGAUUUGAUACUGGUAGGGUAUUUAAGAAUGGGAAGAAUGCCUGAGUUGGAAAGAAGAAGCUUGAAGAACUGGGCUGUGGCGUUUUGGUGCCGUACUGAUUUGCUUCCACUUGGAAGUGUUUAUCUGACUGCAGGCAAAGCAGCAGGACCAAAUGGGGAGCCCUGAGUGCAUCAGAGAAAGACUAAUUUGAACUCUUGAAACUCACAAACAACCAAGCUGCCAUCUUCCACUGCUCAGUGCAGACCUAGUAAAUGGUGGAGGGGAUUGGGGGCCUUGAGGAGGCUCUCUUAAAAAAAAAAAAAAAAAAAAAAAAAAGAACAAACUAAUAUUAAAAGUCAAAAAAGAGAAGGCCCAGUCGCCAGACAGAUUACUGACUCUCAAGAAGUGCCCUCUCUGCUCUGGUGCCCUGCGCCUAGUUCUGUUCUUCUUUAUUCUUUCAUUCGUCUGUUUUUCUGUUCAUUUUUGGCACUUUUUCAGUUUGAAGAUUCCAUUUAUUUGCUUUCUGGUUUGGGAACUGCAUAAUAGCUCCUUAGUCAUUAUAACUCACAACAUAAGAUACUACUGCCCCAGUAUGCUCUUUGACCUGCACUGGAAUGGCCUGUUAAAGGAGUGGGGAAAGUUUCUGUGCAGGAAAUGAUAAGAAAUCCCAAAACCCACUGGCACUGAUGUGUCACAUACUGCACAGAUGCAUUUAAUUUAGUACACUGACACUUUCAUUUAAAGAUAAAGAGUUUGAUAUGAUAAUGUAAGAUAUGUUAACUCUCUUUUAACUGUCAUAGACUUUGCAGACUGGAAAAGAGUGAGUGGUUAAAAAAAAAAUGUAAGUGAGGGUUGUUUUCUGCAGCCACAUCACAGUGCAAUAGAGACAUUUCAUAUUGUGUGACUGUUGACUGGCACUUUGAGCCUCAAGUAAUUGUUGGGAGAUAACGAACGGUCUUCAAGCCUUGCUGGAAAUUUGGAUGUAAAGGUUUGAUUUCUAUCAUUUAUUCUCUGUUACUGCAUUUCAUACCAAUCUAAUCAAACAUGACUUUUGUUUGUUGA
Molecule: messenger RNA, 2874 nt
Organism: Dicentrarchus labrax (European seabass)
Lineage: Eukaryota; Metazoa; Chordata; Actinopteri; Moronidae
Gene: ubap1
Product: ubiquitin associated protein 1
Exons: 7
Coding region: 178-1557 (459 amino acids)
Biological process (GO): ubiquitin-dependent protein catabolic process via the multivesicular body sorting pathway
Cellular component (GO): ESCRT I complex
Molecular function (GO): ubiquitin binding
Source: RefSeq, a predicted model, not a curated record